Diceros bicornis minor is the source of this 2763-nucleotide messenger RNA. RefSeq names its product mutY DNA glycosylase (gene MUTYH). The transcript has 16 exons. NCBI's taxonomy places the organism in Eukaryota, Metazoa, Chordata, Mammalia, Perissodactyla, Rhinocerotidae. Gene Ontology annotation, molecular function: adenine/guanine mispair binding; oxidized purine DNA binding; 8-oxo-7,8-dihydroguanine DNA N-glycosylase activity. Bases 1103 to 2701 code for a protein of 532 amino acids. The record is from RefSeq and is a predicted model, not a curated record. Gene Ontology annotation, biological process: base-excision repair; mismatch repair. Gene Ontology annotation, cellular component: nucleus.
UCUGAUCCUGUGUUCCCCCACCUUCUUUACCUCUCAGACCUCAUCUCCUACUAUUCACCCCCUCCUCGUUCCUUUCUAACCAUUCUGGCUUGUUCUACAAACACACCAGUCACCUUCCUUACGGCCUUUGCACUAGCUCCUUCUUAGGAUGCCUUUCCCACAGGUAUCCACAUGGCUAACUCCUUCAACAGCUUUGAGGCAUUGGUCAAAUGUCAUUUUAAUAAAGCUCACCUUGACCACGUUCUUUAAAAUUGCAAUAUUCCACCCCCCACCACUCCUUAUCCCCUUCACCUCUAUUUUCUUCUUAGCAUUUAUCACCUAUUAUCCUAUAUAAUUUACUUAUUAUGUGUAUUAUUUAUUGUCUGCCCCACUAGAAUAUAAGUCCCAUGAGAGCAGGAAACUUUGAUGUUUUAUUUACUGAAGUAUUUCAAGUACCUAAAAAUGCUUGACACAUAGUAGGCAGUCCAUAAAUAUUUGUUCAACACAUUAGUGGGAAGCCAUUGAAGACUUUAAGUAAGAAAAUGACAUGAUCAUGUCUUAAAAGAUUGCCUUACUCUUUGGAGAAUGGAUUGUAGAAUGAAUUAUGGAAGUAAGAGAGUUUGGUGAAGGAGGUUUGGCUAUGAAGGGGAAGAGAGUGGGUCAUGCGGGAGGGAUUGGAGGAGCAGGACCCUGAGCUCAGACAAUUUAGGAGGAGGGACCAUUCCUUCAUAUAAUGGGGGAAAGGAGAAGGAAAGUACAGAUGGAGGUAAGUUUGUGCAUUCAUUUUUUUCUCUCAAGGAGGAAGCAAACUCUUGAUGACAAUGAGGUGAUGAAGUCAAAAGUUUGAGAAGAGAGUUUGAACCAGAGGCUCAGCAGGAACUGCAGUAUAGCAGAGCCUAAGAUUGCAGGAUCUGGAGGCAGACAUUUUGGGUUUGAAUGGACAAGUGGCUUAAUCUCUACAAGCCUCAGUUUCUUCAUAACUAAAAUGGAAGUAAUACAGUCAUGUGCCACAUAACGACAUUUGGGUCAACGACAGACCUCAUAUACGAUGGUGGUCCCAUAAGAUUAGUACCAUAUGGCCUAGGUGUGUAGUAGGCUACAUACUGCCUAAGUUUGUGCCAUCAUGAAGAAACUACGAGCAGCUGUGGGAAGUCGUUGCAGGAAGCAGGCAUCCAGCCAGGAGGGAAGGGAGAUAUGUGCCCUCAGCAGCAGCCAGGUCAAGCCUUCUGCCCCUAAUGCCUAUAUGGGGACAAUCCCUGAGUUUCCUGAGGCCCCAGCAGGCCUGGCCGGGCAGCAGAAGGAGGUGGUAUUGCAGGCCUCCGUCUCCCCGUACCAUCUAUUCAGAGACACAGCUGAGGUCACAGUCUUCCGGGAGAGUCUGCUGAGCUGGUACGACCAAGAGAAGCGGGACCUACCCUGGAGAAGGCUGGCAGAGAGUGAGGUGGACCUGGACAGGCGGGCAUAUGCUGUGUGGGUCUCAGAGGUCAUGCUGCAGCAGACCCAGGUUGCCACGGUGAUCAACUAUUAUACCCGAUGGAUGCAGAAGUGGCCAACCCUGCAGGACCUGGCCAGUGCCUCCCUGGAGGAGGUGAACCAGCUCUGGGCUGGCCUAGGCUACUACUCUCGAGGCCGGCGGCUGCAGGAGGGAGCCCGGAAGGUGGUAGAGGAGCUAGGGGGCCACGUGCCACAUACAGCAGAGACUCUGCAGCGGCUCCUGCCUGGUGUGGGGCGGUACACAGCCGGAGCCAUUGCUUCCAUUGCCUUUGGCCAGGCAGUCGGUGUGGUGGAUGGAAAUGUAGUACGGGUGCUCUGCCGUGUCCGAGCCAUUGGUGCUGAUCCCAGCAGCACCUUUGUCUCCCAGCAGCUCUGGAGUCUAGCCCAGCAGCUAGUAGACCCAACCCGGCCAGGGGACUUUAACCAAGCAGCCAUGGAGCUGGGGGCCACAGUGUGCACCCCGCAGCACCCACUCUGCAGCCAGUGCCCCGUGCAGAGCCUGUGCCAGGCACGCCAGAAAGUGGAGCGGGAGCAGCUCUCAGCCUCACAGAGCUUGCCAGGCAGUGCUGAUGUGGAGGAGUGUGCUCCCAACACUGGACAGUGCCAGCUCUGCGCGCCUCCCUCAGAGCCCUGGGACCAGAGCCUGGGAGUGGCCAACUUUCCCAGAAAGGCCAGCCGCAAGCCCCCCAGGGAGGAGUGCUCUGCCACUUGUGUUCUGGAGCAGCCCAGGGCCCUUGGGGGUGCCCGAAUUCUGCUGGUGCAGAGGCCCAACUCAGGUCUGCUGGCAGGACUGUGGGAGUUCCCAUCUGUGACCACGGAGCCCUCAGGGCAGCAUCAGCGCAGGGCCUUGCUGCAGGAACUGCAGAAUUGGGCCGGGCCCCUCCCGGCCACCCGCCUCCAGCACCUUGGGCAGGUGGUCCACACCUUCUCUCACAUCAAGCUGACAUAUCAAGUAUAUGGUCUGGCCCUGGAAGGGCAGACCCCGGUGACUGUCGCACCACCUGGCGCUCGCUGGCUGACCCGGGAGGAGUUUCACACUGCAGCUGUCUCUGCCGCCAUGAAAAAGGUGUUCCGCGUGUAUGAGGGCCAACAGCCGGGGACCUGCAAGGGUUCCAAAAGAUCCACUCUGUCCAGCCAGAAAAAGCUGAGCCCAGGCCAGCAGGUCCUGGAUAGUUUCUUUCAGCCCCACAUCCCCAAUGAUACAAACUUCAACAGUGCGGCCCAGUGACGCCUCUGGAAGCCCCAUCCCGCUGAGAAUUUGUUUAAUAAAGUGCUUAUUUUUGUAGAUGU